AUGUAUAAAACAACAAAUAAUUCCUCUGAAAAUCAACAACAACACCAUCAUCCACCAACACCACCACCACCUCAUCAUUCAUCAUCAACACAUGUCUUACAAUCACAACAAGCUUUAUCAGAAGAAAUGGUUGCUCGUUAUUUAGCUCGUAAACCAAAUUUUCUUAAACGUUGGUUUAAAGAUAAUGCACCAAAUGAUUUAUUACAAGAAUGUAUAAAAAUUAAAGAACAAAAAGAAUAUUUAGCUAAACCACGUACAUCAUUAACACAUGAAAUGUUUAAUAAUAUUGUUCAAGGUCAUCAUUCAAAUCGUGAUUCAUCGACAUCAUCAACACAAAUUGUUGAUUAUAUGAGUUUAGAUGAACAUGAACUAUUUUUUGAACUUAUACGUGAUAUUGCCAAUGAAUUAAAUGUUGAUGUUGUUUGCCAUAAAAUUUUAACAAAUGUAUCAAUAUUAACAAAUUCAGAUCGUGGAAGUUUAUUUUUAGCACGUGGUCCAAAAGAUUCACGAUAUCUUAUAUCAAAAUUAUUUGAUGUUACAGCUGGUUCAACACUUGAACAAUCACUUCAUAAAGAAGAUCAACAAAUUAUUAUACCAUUCGGGAAAGGUAUUGCUGGUCAUGUUGCAUUAACAAGAGAAUAUAUCAAUAUUCCAGAUGCUUAUGAAGUAAGUCUAUUUUAA
Molecule: messenger RNA, 681 nt
Organism: Adineta steineri
Lineage: Eukaryota; Metazoa; Rotifera; Eurotatoria; Adinetida; Adinetidae
Source: the annotation of a GenBank genome assembly